Molecule: messenger RNA, 2412 nt
Organism: Symbiodinium sp. CCMP2456
Lineage: Eukaryota; Dinophyceae; Suessiales; Symbiodiniaceae
Source: the annotation of a GenBank genome assembly
AUGGCAGCUGAUUUUGGAGACUUUGUGGGCAAGACCAUUUCCGACGGAUACAGCGAAGGAGAGACGACUUUGCCUUCGGAGCGCAGCGACGACGAGACCCCCCAGGCAACCUCCUGUUGUUGGGCCUCGCCGCGGCCUGAAGGGGGCGCCCCGGCACAGGGGAGGAGGCAUUCGGUUGUUGUCCGAAGCACUUUCCUGGACUUGGAGGAGGAGUUUCUACAGCAGCGCUACCGAACCCUGCGGCGCACACAGUCAGACCUUCCAUGGAAGGGCGCCUACGAUCCCCGGAGCUAUGAGCCAGGAGAGCUCAGCAGCUUAUGCGGGGCACAGGGCAGCAUCCCAGAUGCACGACUUACCACGUUGGCACAGUUUUCUUUGCACCAGACGAAAGGCUUGUGUGUAAUCUACGGCACCUGGGAAGACAUGGAGCAGCGCGGCGCGCACGCGGAGCCCACCGACAUCCUGCGCCUACUGAGGGUGAUGAACGAGGCCCGAUACGACGACUGCGAAGAUGACGACAAUGAAGAUUGUGAGGAAAUGGACAUGAACGCCGACGGGCCCAUCCACUCGGAUGCCGAUGGCAAGCACCGAGACUUACCACCACUCAAACCGCGAUACCCCGUGAGUAAGAUCCUCAGUCGCGGGAAUCUGCACCUCGACAACCCGACAACUCAGGUGGAAUCGGUUUCGUUCCACUGCCACCAGACAGGCAAGCGGCGCAGGGCCGUCUUGCCGGUCCCACCUCAAGCACAGAAACGGAGAAGAGGCAUUGAAGACCCCGAGAAGAUGGGCAUCCCGGUCUAUGCCUACUACGAAGACGAAGCCUGCAUCGAGCUGCGCCUGGACUGGAGUCUAACCCUGGCCGAGGCAAUGCAGACAGUCGAAGAUCCAGGCUGUGGAGAGAAGCGCUGGCGCACGACGUGCAUCUCGGUCGAACUCUCCACCAUGAGCUCUCUAACAUCGUCGGAAUCCGAGCGCCUGCGACCGAACGGCCUGGUGUAUCUCGCGGAAGCCAUGCAGACAGAGCAAGACGUGCGGCGCUGGAUCCGAGCCCUACGCCACUGGCAACAGCCGCGGGCCCUGCUGCGAGUGCACCUGGAGCACAACUUCCUCAACGAACACGACGCAGCCGAAGUCCUUCAGUCCGUCGGGGGCAGUGUCGCGGCGGUAUAUCUGCACCACAACGACAUACGGAGCUUACAAGCACUCGCGGAUUCCGACACCUUGCAAGAGCUGCACCUGAGCCACAACCGACUCUCCACGGCAGAAACAAGAGCCCUGCUUCUCCAGCCUGGCAGCACCAGAUCCAACGGCAUCGGCACCGAGGUCAGCAAAGUCUGUUCCUGGCUAAGACUGGAGUUCAACCACAUCGGCGUGGACGAACUGCUGAAACACCUGCCCGCAGACAUAAAAGGAUCCACGCCCUCCGGAGCGAAGAAUCCCAAAGAGGACUUGCAGAGGUGGGGUGGUAUCGUCGAUGGGAGUACACCGGCCGGUCAGCAUGCGCUGCGCCUCCUGGCCUACUUGAUGCUGAUAUCACGCUUUCCUCUGAGAGGGUCUGGCGCGAUUGGGUCUCUUCCCUAUCUCGUGAUCAUUGCCUUUUCCUCCGCAUCUUCCGUGGGGGUGCAGUGUCCUCUCCCGCGCGCCGGCAAAGCAUUCAUGGCGCUGAUACGUCUUGCCCUUAUUGCCGCGUGCCUUGGGCCUCUUUUGGGCAUUGGUGGGCCCAUUGUCCGCAAUUCCAGCCGAUGCGCUUGCGUCUCUCUCGCGAAUUUUCUCUGCCAGCAGGGUGGUUCGCGCGGCAACCGCGCUGCACUGCUAAAUCCGGGUGGGUCGUCGUCCGAGCUAGCCCUGAUCGGCAGCGCCGUGCUUGCAUGCAGGUUGCGGCCUGCCGGCUUGGCAUACACAUCAUUGCGCAUACCUGGGAAGGCAAUCCCCAGCUUGGCUCUGUUGCGGUGUCUCCGCUGUGCCUACUCGCUCCGGUGUUACUGCACUUCAAACACUUUGCUGCGCAACUUACCCAACAACUAUUCGCGCGACAUGCUCCUCGCGAUGUUAGACAAGCGUGGCUUUGCAGGCCGCUAUGACUUCGUAUACCUUCCCUUCGAUUUCCGUCGCGAUGCGAACCUUGGUUAUGCCUUCGUGAACAUGGUAGAUGCGGAGGCUGCUGACGCUCUCUGGAAGGGGCUGGAAGGCUUUACGGCUUGGGCGCUGACGUCGCACAAAGUGUGCAGCGUGACCUGGAGUGGCCCUCUCCAGGGGCAAUCUGCGCAUAUCGAGCGCUACAGGAAUAGCCCAGUCAUGCACAGCAGCGUACCUGACCAGUACAAGCCCGUAAUCCUUGAGGCCGGCGUCCGCAAGCCAUUUCCGAAGGCGACGAAAAAGAUCAAGAUGCCAACUAUGGUGUCGUUUUAA